AUGUCGCUUGCAAUUGUGCAGGAAAACAGCGCCACCAUCUCUGCGCCCGCCAUGUCGAAGCCGGCAUCCCGCCGCCGCCGCUCGAAAUGUUCCGUUGCCUGUGUCCACUGCCGGCUGCGAAAGGUCAAGUGUCCUGGAUCCUUCCUGUCUUUCUGCUCCAAAUCGGGCAUCGAAUGGGUUACCCUGAAAACAGGGGUCCCUGACUUUGAUCAAUUAGCAACGAGAUUAAUGGCCGACGUAGGCCACUGCUUUAGGUGUCAGAGCAGAGCCUGUCCGCUCAGAGAGCCGGAGCCCAACGAAACUACUGCAUGGCUCUACACCCAGUCUUAUUUUGAGGACACAAGCGACGUAGUCCUGGGUGUGGUGUCACGUUCGUGGUUCCAAGACAAGCUGCGCCUCCAUUUCAACAACAACAACAGCAGCAGCAGCAGUCCUGGACCCGGCACGAUGGAUGAUCCAGCCUGGUACGCUCUCCGCAAUACCAUCUACGCCUACGGUGCCCGGCAGCUCCUAGCAAAGCAGAGCAAGCCUCGGGCCUUCAGCGACGCCAUUGAACUGGGGAACCGCUACUUCCAAAACGCUCUCUCAAUGCACAGUGACCUGCUCUUUCUCGGCACGAGCAGGUUGGCAGUGCAAGCGCUCGCAGUUAUGACACAUUACACCGAGGGCGUGAGCUGGCCGUCCCUAAACUACAUGCUGUGCUCUAGCGCAAUGCGGCUAGCCGAGACCAAGGGGUUGCACCGACAGCCGCCUUUGUCCGCGAAUUUGCAUGAUGCGGAGAUAUACUCGCGGAGCUGUACCUGGUGGGGGAUCUACUGCUACGAUAGAUAUUCGGCUGUUCGUCUUGGGAGGCCAUUGGGAACUGACGACGACUCCAUCACCGUUCAAUUACCGCGAAAUUUGUCCCCCGAAAACCCGGCGCAGUACGAAGCUAUGCUCUGUGGUAUCCGUACGGCACAGUUGUCGUCGGCCAUCCUGAGAAGGCUAAACAAGUUCGACCAUAGGAAGCCGUCUGUCGAGGAGAUCGCUAACACCAUGGGCGAGCUCAAACAGUUACUUGCAGAUCUACGAGCUUCGUUCCCUUCCUAUGUGUCCCCGGGAGAUUCGUCGCCCUGCACCAAUAUUCCAGCCGGAAUAACCAUCAACGAUGUCUUGUUCCUGGUGUUUUCCUACCACAUAAGCGUGAUACAAGUGCACUCGAUACUCGUGUAUCCCUGGAACAUAGCAAAACUCGGCUUGAAUGCCGCAGAGCAGACCCAGCUUCAAACCAACAUAGCAGAAAGUAGCCGCAAAUGUGUCGAGUCAGCACGGCAAAUCCUUCAGCAACUUGGCGGCAUAACAAUCAUGCCAUCGACGCCCAAAUGGCUUGCCUUCUUCUUCCCCUUGACGGCGUUGAUAGACGUCUUUAUCCACGUUUUACAGAACCCCCAGGAAUCUUCUGUCGAAUCCGAUAUUGUGCUUAUGCGGAUUGCGGCGGGCCAUUUCAGCUAUCUGGAAUUCACCAUUCCCGAAUUUUCGUUCCCGCUUACAAGGGACCUGCCCAACUUGGCCCAGGUUGCUGUCCGCCGUUCUCGAGAGAAGUGUCCCGCCCCUAUCGACAUCGGACCGCCGCCGCCGUCCGAUUUAUCAGGGGCGUCAGCGGAUAUGGGGGAGACGACACAUUUUGAGGUUGGAUUGUUUCCCGCUGGGUUUAACAUCUGGAGUGAGGACUGGAGCACCUUCUUGACGUCGACGGACUUGUGA
Ilyonectria robusta is the source of this 1743-nucleotide messenger RNA. Its product is annotated as fungal-specific transcription factor domain-containing protein. The transcript has 6 exons. Gene Ontology annotation, molecular function: DNA binding; DNA-binding transcription factor activity, RNA polymerase II-specific; zinc ion binding. NCBI's taxonomy places the organism in Eukaryota, Fungi, Ascomycota, Sordariomycetes, Hypocreales, Nectriaceae. Bases 1 to 1743 code for a protein of 580 amino acids. The record is from RefSeq and is a predicted model, not a curated record. Gene Ontology annotation, biological process: regulation of DNA-templated transcription; DNA-templated transcription.